AUGAACACUUGGAGAGCUUGCUUUGGAACGGUUGGAGUCCUGCUGGUUUUGUCCUGUCGGAUCUCUGCGCAAGACGAUUUGUUUUCGGUGGGAACAUUGAGAGCAGCAACAGCGGCCACUGAUGAGUUCACAUCUCCCCCGGCAUGUGCCGAGGGACAGUUGGCGGUCUGUGUAGGCUGCAAGAAGAUCAAGAUUUGCACAGCAGCUGCGAGUGACGCGGAUAAUCCGAAGCAGCUCUGCCCGACCGACAUGCCGUACUGUAACAGCGAUGAGGGUGGAGUUUGUUCUGUCAAUCCGGACUCCAAGGCGGAAUGUGUAGCUGCUGUUCCAGUAUUCAACUGCACCGCAACGGGAAUGUUUCCGGAUCCUUACUCCUGUACCGGGUACUACUUCUGUGAAUCCAUCGGUGCACCGGGUGAUGCCUACAAGUGUGACCCGGGGUACAACUACAACAGCAAGGUUCAACUGUGUCAGCGUGGCUUCACCGGGUGUCAAGUGGCCAACUGCACGGGCGUCACCGCAAUCUUCACGACGUACUUUGGAAAUCCGCAGUACUUUUACUACUGCAAGGCCAAUCCGGAUGAUGCUACGGCACCGAAACAGCCCGUGAUGUUCUCGUGCGGUAGUGGAGCCACGCUGAACGCGAAGCUGGGCAAGUGCAUCUACAAUUGUCCUCGUGAGGGACUGUUCAAGAAAGAUGGCAGUCCGUCAUCGUACUACCAGUGCGCCUACACCGCCGGUGUUCUUGUGUCCCAGGAGAAAAAAUGUCCGACCGCGGGACAGGUGUUUGACGAUACGAAGAAGACUUGCGUGAAAGGACCGGCGACCACGACUACGCCAGCGCCAGCGGCUUCGCUCAGAAAGCUUUCCUACAGCUUUUGGUAA
Molecule: messenger RNA, 885 nt
Organism: Culex quinquefasciatus (southern house mosquito)
Lineage: Eukaryota; Metazoa; Arthropoda; Insecta; Diptera; Culicidae
Exons: 2
Coding region: 1-885 (294 amino acids)
Cellular component (GO): extracellular region
Molecular function (GO): chitin binding
Source: RefSeq, a predicted model, not a curated record